Messenger RNA from Acanthamoeba castellanii str. Neff, 315 nucleotides. Its product is annotated as LYR motifcontaining protein 7, putative. The transcript is spliced from 3 exons. The record is from RefSeq and is a predicted model, not a curated record. Bases 1 to 315 code for a protein of 104 amino acids. Gene Ontology annotation, biological process: mitochondrial respiratory chain complex III assembly. Lineage: Eukaryota; Discosea; Longamoebia; Acanthamoebidae.
AUGCAGCGUUCGCAGCGUGCCCUCAAAGUCUACCGCGAUCUCCUCCGAACCCAGCACACCGUUUUCAGCGGCGACGCCCUCGCCCAGGAACGAGCGCGCAGCCUCAUCCGACAGGAGUUCGAGGCCCAUCGAGGCGUGCAAGAUGCCAAAGAAAUCGAUGACCUGAUCGCGCGAGGCAACGACACCAUCGCCUACGUGCGGGGGCAUGUUGUGCAGGCCGUCAAAAACGACCGUGGCAACUGGGAGAUGAAACUGCGGCCCGAGAACAAGUUCAUCAAGAGCAAGGACUUCCCUAUGUGCGGCGUGGAGUUCUGA